Molecule: messenger RNA, 2808 nt
Organism: Chenopodium quinoa (quinoa)
Lineage: Eukaryota; Viridiplantae; Streptophyta; Magnoliopsida; Caryophyllales; Amaranthaceae
Biological process (GO): regulation of response to reactive oxygen species
Source: RefSeq, a predicted model, not a curated record
UAUGUGGGUAUAUGUUUCUUGCACGCCAUUUGCUAAAUUGAAGUUGAUUAUUAGUUCUAUUAUGUUGGUGGGGUUUGUUUUGUAUAUUACUAAUUCGGUCCGAACUUAGUUGUCACGUUACUAGUUUAAACAUUAUCAACGUGACAAUCAAUUUGUUUUAAUAUACUUCUGUUAUGAUAUUGGACGUUUGAUAGUUUUGUGUUUGUUGAAUAUGUAUGUUUGUAAUGUACUGACAUCAGCUUGUGGUAUUGCUAGGACUUGAGUUUGUUUUUGUGAGGAUCUUGCUUAAAUGGCGGCAAUACUAGCUUCACAGGGCUGUUAUUGCCGCAAUUUUGAGCUAUACCAACAAAGAACAGCAGUUGAUGACCUUGGUUCUUCAUGCUCGAUUUCUGGGAGACGAUUGCCCAAGUCUGAGGGGCAAGCCUUUACUAAAGGUUUCCGGUUUCAGGUGGAGAUGCGACAAACCAAAGAGCCGACAGGUACUGGUAGUGACAAACAUUCAAUUAAAUUGGUGCCAACAAGUGAAGUUGUAAAAAACAUAAGAAACCCCCCUGUUAACAAGGCUAGAGCAGUGAAUGGUACCAAGCAGAAUAUCAAUGGAGCAAGUAAGGUUAUUAAUGGAGCAAGUAAGGUGGUUAAUGGAGUGAAUAUAGUUACAAGAGAAGCUCCUUCAUCCUUGGUUAAGAGGUCCAGAGUUUUGGAGGAUGAAGGACUUCCUCCUUUAGAGGAACCAAGGGUAAUGCCGAGUGAUGCAGGGUUUAGUUGGGCUAAUGACAAUUACAGUUCUGUCCAAAGGUCUGCUGAUGUCUGGUCGUUUGUUCUUUCUCUUCGUGUACGUGUUUUAUUAGAGAAUGCAAAAUGGGCAUACAUUGGUGGAUUUGAUGAAGAGAAGCAAAAGAAGAGAAGGAAAAGAACUGCUUCAUGGUUGAGGGAACGUGUGCUGCAGCUUGGUCCAACUUUUAUUAAAAUUGGGCAACUAUCAUCUACGAGAUCUGAUUUAUUUCCCCGAGAGUAUGUAGAUGAGCUUGCGAAGUUGCAGGAUAGGGUACCUGCAUUUUCAUCGAACAAAGCAAAAGAGUUCAUUGCUGCUGAACUUGGAGCUCCUGUUGACAUUCUCUUUAGAGAAUUUGAAGAUCAGCCUAUUGCUGCUGCUAGUCUUGGUCAGGUUCAUCGAGCUAUCCUGCAUAAUGGAGAGAAAGUUGUUGUAAAAGUUCAAAGGCCUGGCUUGAAGAGACUUUUUGAUAUUGAUUUACGAAAUCUGAAGCUGAUUGCAGAAUAUUUCCAGAAAAGUGAGUCUUUAGGAGGUCCAACUAGGGAUUGGAUUGGUAUAUAUGAAGAAUGUGCUACAAUUUUGUACCAAGAAAUAGACUACAUCAAUGAAGGGAAAAAUGCUGAUAGAUUUCGCCGGGAUUUCCGUAAUGUCAAAUGGGUUCGAGUACCUAUGAUUCACUGGGAUUAUACUGCCUUAAAGGUUUUGACCUUGGAAUAUGUUCCAGGUGUGAAAAUAAAUAAUUUGGCCAAGCUGGAUGCACGUGGCUAUAAUCGUUCUCGGAUUGCAUCACGUGCUAUUGAAGCAUACUUAAUUCAGAUAUUAAAGACAGGCUUCUUUCAUGCUGACCCUCAUCCUGGAAAUCUUGCUAUUGACAAGGAUGAAGCAAUCAUCUAUUACGACUUUGGAAUGAUGGGAGAAAUCAAAUCUUUCACACGGGAAAGAUUGCUGGAUUUGUUUUAUGCAGUUUACGAGAAAGAUGCAACAAAGGUAAUUAGGAGUCUCAUUGAUCUUGGAGCACUUCAGCCUACAGGAGAUUUGUCUGCGGUGAAGAGAUCUGUGCAGUUCUUCUUAGACAAUUUAUUGAGUCAAUCACCAGAUCAACAGCAAACAUUGGCUGCUAUUGGUGAGGAUUUGUUUGCUAUUGCCCAAGAUCAGCCCUUUCGCUUUCCAUCUACCUUUACCUUCGUCUUAAGGGCAUUUUCAACUCUUGAAGGCGUUGGCAAAUUUCUUGACCCGGAUUUCUCCUUUGUGAAGAUUGCUGCACCAUAUGCUCAAGAGCUUCUUGAGCUGAAAGACAGGCGUCGUACAGGAGUUCAACUCGUGCAGGAGAUAAGGAAACAAGCUGAAGAUGCCAGAGACUACACAGUAUCCAUGCCAUACCGAGUCCAGCGCAUAGAAGAGUUUGUGAAGCAACUAGAAACAGGAGAUUUAAAGCUACGAGUGCGAGUUCUUGAGUCAGAAAGAGCAGCUCGGAAGGCAACAAUAUUGCAAAUGGCAACCAUGUACACAGUUCUAGGCGGUACCCUGCUGAACCUGGGGGUCACCUUCAGCAGCCAAGGAAGUCAAAUUGUCGCUAACAGUUCGUUUGUAGGCGCAGGUGUUUUUCUGACUUUGCUUAUCAGGUCCAUGCAAAGAGUGAAGAGACUUGAUAAGAUUGAAACCAUGAUAUGAAGAAUUCAAAUGUCUUUUAGAAUUGGUGUAUACACUUCGUAAAUUGUAGAAAUAUUGUAAAUAUAAGAAUUAUUAAAUACAAUUGCCUUCUCAUAUAUAUGAUGAAGUUGCAGGGGAGGGUACAUAACCAUUGCAUGGUGAUAAACUAUAUACGACCGAAGAAAUUGAGGUGGCAAGGUUGAAGAAGGGGAGUUCAAUGACAUCCUAGCUGUGGAAAAUUCUUAUGUUAUUAUGUACAUAGUACUUGUAAUUCAUUUAACAUCAAUUAUUCAUUAAUUAAACUAGCCUUUUGGCCCGUUUGACACACGAGUUUUUCCUUGAUGUGUGUUUUUAAGAAAAUAAAACACAUCACUUUGAUACUUAAA